Calidris pugnax (ruff) is the source of this 1516-nucleotide messenger RNA. It is a transcript of the gene CORO6, whose product is annotated as coronin 6. Gene Ontology annotation, biological process: actin filament organization; cell migration. The transcript has 10 exons. Bases 25 to 1434 code for a protein of 469 amino acids. NCBI's taxonomy places the organism in Eukaryota, Metazoa, Chordata, Aves, Charadriiformes, Scolopacidae. The record is from RefSeq and is a predicted model, not a curated record. Gene Ontology annotation, molecular function: actin filament binding.
GGCCUGACCCUGUCCCCCCCAGCCAUGAGCCGCCGCGUGGUGCGCCAGAGCAAGUUCCGGCACGUCUUCGGGCAGCCGGUGAAGGCCGACCAGAUGUAUGAGGACAUCCGGGUCUCCAAGGUGACGUGGGACAGCUCCUUCUGUGCCGUCAACCCCAAGUUCCUGGCCAUCAUUGUGGAGUCUGGUGGUGGGGGGGCCUUCAUCGUCCUGCCCCUCGCCAAGACGGGACGGGUGGACAAGAACCACCCGCUGGUGACGGGACACACGGCCCCCGUGCUGGACAUCGACUGGUGUCCCCACAACGACAACGUCAUCGCCAGCGCCUCAGAGGACACCACUGUCAUGGUGUGGCAGAUCCCCGAUUACGUCCCCGUGCGCAACAUCACGGAGCCGGUGGUGACGCUGGAGGGACACUCCAAGAGGGUGGGCAUCAUCUCGUGGCACCCCACCGCCCGCAACGUCCUGCUCAGCGCAGGCUGUGACAACCUGGUGAUCCUCUGGAACGUGGGCACGGGGGAGAUGCUGCUGGUGCUGGAGGACAUGCACACCGACCUCAUCUACAACGUGGGCUGGAACCGCAACGGCAGCCUCCUCGUCACCACCUGCAAGGACAAGAAGGUCCGCGUCAUCGACCCCCGCAAGCAGGAGAUCGUGGCGGAGAAAGACAAACCCCACGACGGCGCCCGCCCCAUCCGCGCCAUCUUCAUGGCUGAUGGCAAGAUCUUCACCACCGGCUUCAGCAAGAUGAGUGAGCGGCAGCUGGGCCUCUGGGACCUGAAAAACUUUGAGGAGCCCAUCGCCCUGCAGGAGAUGGACACCAGCAACGGGGUCCUGCUGCCCUUCUACGACCCCGACUCCAGCGUCGUCUACCUCUGCGGGAAGGGUGACAGCAGUAUCCGGUACUUCGAGAUCACAGACGAGGCACCCUACGUGCACUACCUGAACACCUACAGCAGCAAGGAGCCGCAGCGGGGCAUGGGCUUCAUGCCCAAGCGUGGGCUGGACGUCAGCAAGUGUGAGAUUGCCCGGUUCUUCAAGCUGCAUGAACGCAAGUGCGAGCCCAUCGUCAUGACGGUGCCACGAAAGUCAGACCUCUUCCAGGAUGACCUGUACCCCGACACGCCGGGCCCCGAGCCGGCCCUGGAGGCGGACGAGUGGCUGUCAGGGAAGGACGCGGAGCCCAUCCUCAUCUCGCUGCGGGACGGCUACGUCCCCGUCAAGAACCGGGAGCUGAAGGUGGUCAAGAAGAACAUCCUGGACAACAAGCCCCCACCAGGCCCCCGGCGCAGCCACUCCACCUGCGAACCCGACCGGCCAGCCUUGGAGGAGGUGCUGGAGGAGAUCCGUGCCCUGAAGGAGACGGUCCAAGCGCAGGAGAAGCGCAUCUCCGACCUGGAGAACAAACUCUGCCAGUUCACCAAUGGCACGGACUAGCGUGGUGGCCAUGGCCACGGGCAGGGCGAGGACUGCCUCGGCCCCCCCGGGGAUUAAAGCCGAGUCCCCGCAGAGGGCAGGA